Molecule: messenger RNA, 4620 nt
Organism: Callorhinchus milii (elephant shark)
Lineage: Eukaryota; Metazoa; Chordata; Chondrichthyes; Chimaeriformes; Callorhinchidae
Product: structural maintenance of chromosomes protein 1B
Exons: 25
Coding region: 50-3751 (1233 amino acids)
Biological process (GO): sister chromatid cohesion
Cellular component (GO): cohesin complex; nucleus; chromosome
Molecular function (GO): ATP hydrolysis activity; DNA binding; protein binding
Source: RefSeq, a predicted model, not a curated record
GCCGAGGGCAGGGGGCCGGGGGUAGGGGGCCGGGGCCCGAGGCCGCGCAAUGGGCACCUUGCAGCUGAUUGAGGUGGAAGACUUCAAGUCGUGGCGAGGCCGUCAGUCGAUCGGGCCGUUCAUGCGCUUCACCUGCAUUAUUGGGCCCAAUGGAUCAGGAAAAUCCAAUGUUAUGGACGCCAUCAGUUUUGUCAUGGGUGAAAGAACUGCAAAUCUCAGGGUGAAACACCUCAGAGAUCUGAUUCAUGGUGCUCACGUAGGAGCUCCUGUAUCCUCUGUUGCCAAGGUAUCCAUGGUGUACCAAAAGGAGAAUGGAAAUGAAGUGACAUUUGAAAGAAUCAUUACAGGAAAUUCUUCAGCGUUUCAUUUAAAUGGUAGAGCUAUCAGUCGCAUGGAAUAUACAAGUGAGCUGGAGAAAAUUGGUAUUCUGCUGAAAGCCAGAAACUGCUUAGUUUUUCAGGGAGCUGUGGAGAACAUAGCAAUGAAGAAACCGAAGGAGAGAACUCAACUAUUUGAACAAAUCAGUAACUCAGGAGAAUUGGCUGCGGAAUAUGAAAGUAAGAAAAAGGAACUUACAAAGGCGGAAGAAGAAGCUAGGUUCAACUACAAUAAGAAAAAAAGCGCAGCAGUUGAGCGCAACCACGUGAAACAUGAGAAACAAGAGGCAGAUCGUUACAAUAUGUUCAUAGAAGAUCUGAAAAACACCAGGAUUCAGUUGCAGCUCUUCCAUUUAUACCACAACGAGUUGUUCAUAGAGGACUUGGACAAUAAGCUCCAAGAGAAGAAUAAAAUUAUAAACAGUUGGAAAGAGAGGCAGACAGCAGCAGAGCAACAUGUGAAAGCCAUGAAAAAAGAGCUGGGUAAAUUGAUCCGAGAACAGCAACAGAUAGAGAAGGAGAUUAAAGAACAUGAAUUUAGCCUGAAUGAAAAACGACCCAACUACAUCAAAGGCAAGGAAAAUACGAGCCACCACAUUAAAAAAGUCGAGAUAGCAAAGAAAUCUUUGGAGAACAGUGAGAGGCAGUAUAGCACACAUCAGCAAGAGGUGAAGGAGUUGAAGUUAGAGAUUGAAGAUGUGAAUAAAGCAUGGGAUGCAUUUGAGCAAAAGGUACAAAAACAAAUUAUCAGCAGAGGACACAGCAUGGAACUGGAGGAGAGUCAGAUUCAACGAUACAAGGAGUUGAAGGAACUGGUGAGAAAACAGGUGUCCACCAUGACUCAAACAUUGGAGAAACUGAGAUGGGAACAGAAGGCUGACCGUGACAAGCUGGAACUAGAUCAAAGGAACAGUAAAGAUUUGGAACUCCAAGUUAAGCACACAGAACAUGAAAUAGAAGAUCAUUUGAAAAGAGCAGAAAAGCUGGAGGAAUAUAUUGAUAACUGCAAGACUACUCUGGGUGGGCAUAAACAGCAGGAAGAAGAACUGACUAAGUAUAUUGAGAGUUCUAAAGUCCGUAUAGGCCAAGUCAGUGAAGAGCUGAAUGAGGUAGCCAAGGACUUGCAGAACGCAAAGAUUGAUCAUCGCGAAGGACGUCGCCAACAGAAAAAAGCUGAAAUUUUUGAGAGUUUGAAGCGCAUGUACCCAGAACAUGUGUAUGGACGACUUGUGGAUCUAUGCCACCCCAUCCACAAGAGGUACCAGCUGGCUGCCACUAAAAUCUUUGGCAGGUACAUCAAUGCUAUUGUGGUUUCCACUGAAAAAGUUGCAAGGGAUUGCAUUCGAUAUCUGAAGGAGGGAAGGGCUGAGCCGGAGACGUUCUUGCCUCUCGAUUACCUUGAAAUAAAACCAACCAAUGAACGGCUGCGAGAGAUUAAAGGAGCCAAAAUGAUGAUCGAUGUUGUUCAAAGUGUGUCACCACAACUCAAGAAAGUUAUCCAGUUUGUUUGUGGGAACGCCCUGGUAUGCGAGAGCAUGAAAGAAGCUCGUCAAAUUGCAUUUGAAGGACCAGAGAGACUUCAAACUGUGGCAUUGGAUGGGACACAUUUCACAAAAUCUGGUCUUAUCUCUGGAGGGUCAAGUGAUCUGAGAUUCAAAGCCAAGUGCUGGGAUGAAAAGGAAAUCAAUCAGCUGAAAGAAACGACAGAGAAGCUGAGGACUGAACUCCGGGAUUUAAUGAAAGUGAACAGGAAAGAAGCUGAGUUGAGACAGUUGCAGGCUCAAGCCAAGGGUACUGAGAUAAGAAUGAGAUAUUCCUUGAAUGACCUGGAGCAAACUAAGAAGAAACGUCUGGCAAACUGCUACAUGGAAAAAUCAAGGCUGGAGAGCAGUUUGACAAAUUUCAAGUCGGAAAUGGUGAUGGUGAACAGAAGCAUUGAAGACAGAGAGGAGAAAAUGCAGGAGAUUCAGCAUAUAAUGAAUGAAGUUGAAGAUAGGGUUUUUGAAAAUUUCUGUGCAGAAAUUGGUGUCGCCAACAUUCGUGAAUUCGAGAAUGAGCAUGUGAAGCAACAGCAGGACAUCGAUAAAAAAAGAUCUGAGUUUGAGAACCAGAGGACGAGGCUGACAAUUCAGCUGGAAUAUUCACAAAGCAGAUGUAAAGAGGAUGUGAAAAAGAUGCGUUCAUUACAAGAAACUAUUGAAAAGCAUGAUGAAGAACUAGCACAUUUGAAGAAGGAAGAGACACGGUUGAUGAAUAUAGUUGAUGAAGCUAUGGUGGAUCAACGGAAUCUCAAUAACCAGCUGAUAAUGAAAAAAUCAGAAGUCAAAGAUGCACAGAAAGAAGUUGAUGAAGCUAGGAAGAAAUUAGCAAACAUUAGCAGGGAGAUAGCAAAACUUCAGAAAGAAAACAUAUCUGUGGAAACCUCUAUUGAACAAAACAAGUUAGAGAGACACAACCUUUUGUUGGCCUGCAAAGUCCAGGAUAUACAGAUUGAUCUCCUCCAAGGCACACUGGACGAAAUUAGUGAGGUUGGAACAGAAGUGGACAGCACCCAAAGCACAACCACAAUCUAUGAACGAGAAGCUGCUCUGGAAAUAGACUACAGCAGUUUACCAGCAGAUCUUAAAGGUUUUACAUCUGCUAAUGAGUUUGCGGCAGAGCAAAAUAGACUGAAUAAACUGCUUGAAGAAAAGGAGAAUAUUUUACGCAGGACUGCAGCUCCAAAUCUUAGAGCCUUUGAAAAGCUUCACAAUUUGUGGGACAAGUUCCAAGAGUCAUUGGAUGCAUUUACGGCAAGUGGAAAGAAAGCCAGAAUCUGCAGACAGGAUUUUGACACCAUCAAAAAGAAGCGAUGUGAUCGUUUUAACCAGUGUUUUGAGUAUGUUUCGGUGAAAAUUGACUUGAUCUAUAAAAUGAUGUGUCGGAACACAAGUGCUCAGGCAUUUCUAAAUGCAGAGAAUCCAGAAGAACCUUAUCUGGAUGGCAUCGGUUACAACUGCGUUGCUCCUGGGAAACGUUUCAUGCCAAUGGAUAACUUAUCGGGGGGAGAAAAGACCGUUGCUGCUCUGGCUCUGCUUUUUGCUAUUCACAGCUUCCGACCUGCCCCCUUUUUUGUACUUGAUGAAGUUGAUGCAGCUUUGGAUAACACAAAUAUUGGAAAGGUUACAGAUUAUAUUAGAGAACAGUCCAGGAAGAACUUCCAGGUGAUUGUGAUCUCACUGAAGGAGGAAUUCUACUCAAAGGCUGACGCAUUAAUUGGCAUCUAUCCCGAGCAAGGUGAAUUCAUAUCCAGUCGGCUGUCAACUUUUGACCUUACCCCUUACCCAGAAAACAACAAAGAGGAUGAGAUGCAGAAGUUUAAACUGGAACUUUAAGAGGACACGUUUUCAUUUGAAGACAAGUAGUUAAAUUUAAAGGUUUCAUCUUGUGGAUGUUAUCAAUUGGGUUCAGUUAAAUAGUUAGUUUAAUUGUGUUAUCUUCAAACUGCAAUGGUAAUAAAGCAUGUUACAAAAACGUUACUCUCAUAAGAGGCUUGUAAGCGUUAACAAAUACAAAUCACACUCAAAGAGCUACAUUUUAGUUCAGUUACACAUUUGCAGCCAAAGGAUAAUAUAUUUUCAUUUCCCCUCAAUCCGCUUGACAGACUGACUGCUCAGUGUGUCUCUGAGCCUCCAUUAGUAGCCUAACAUUGUGGGACAUUGAACAAAUUUGUGAAUCAGUUUUGUUUGCUAUCCUUUUCUUACUCUCCAACAAAAGAAGGUAAGGUAAUACUUCCCAUUGUAUUAUUUUCUAGCUUCCACAAAGCAAGGAAAGAGCCUCAUUAACGUCUGAACUGAUCCUCUUCCUAGUUAACAUGACAUCCCGUUGUAAUUUCAGCGUUGGGCAAUUUCAAAUAUAAUACGGUUGUCCGUUACAUCCUUGAACACAUUGGCCGUUUUGCCCAUGCAGUCCACCACACCUGCUUCACAGUGUACAGAACAGUGCAUGACACUUUGGAUGUAAUGACCCAAAACAGCACAUUAUCUAGAGCUCUCCUGUGUUUCAUAUUUUUCAUCAGGGCUCCAGGUCAGGUUAUUUCACAUUCAUUUGACCAGUCGGGAAAUUGCAAACUGCCAGUUUCUUUCAAAACAAAAUUAAACCAUCAUAUUUAGAUCAGUAUUGGAUACAACUUCUGAGUGAUUUGUAAAAAAAAAUUGUAGAAUUUGCAAACUCUUAAAAAUUAUUAAACUUCUGGUUGACAAAA